UUGAAAAUCCUAUAACUGAAGAUCUGAUACAACAAUGCCAGAACAAGAUGUGUAUGAUAGUCCUUCAAAUGAGUCUGUACCGAGUAGGUCGUAUCAGGGGUUGCUUCUAAACCAAACCUUUACCUUAUACAAAUCUACUUCACUUCCUUCCCUCAAACCAUCAGACUUUAAAUACAUCAAGCAUCAACUAAGUACAUAUUUAUAUGUCAAUUAUCAAAGAAGAUCAUCUGAUAUGAUUCUACGACCAUAUUCUUCAGCACGAGAGGUUUACUUGGAUUUGAAAGUUACAAUCCAAGAAGAUUCCAAUGAGUACUACUCGACAAAGUACCUAAUUUGCAAGUGUAGAAACAAAACAGUGAUGGUUACACAAUCAUUAAUAUUUAUAACAAAGAUAAAUAACAGAACUAGUACUAAUGAUGAAGAAAAUAUAAACUGUUCAACAAUUGUGUUAUCAAAACUGACGAGUAUCCAUCAAUUGCUCAUAUCACUGUUAAACAGUAUUUCAGCUGAUGUACCUUUUGUCAUAGAACGAAUAACUUUGAAACCCGAUAUAAUACCAACUAUAAUUAAUGAACUAGCAAGAAAUAGUUUGUCAGCGGUAGGAGAUUUAAGUUUGACAUAUAAUCAAGCGAAUAAACAAAUUAAUGGAAAUCUUAAUUCAAUACAUAUAUCUAUUCCGGAAGCAGAUAUAAGAUCAAUAAUUGAACUGAGUCUGCAGAAUGUAUUGGAUCCCGCUUUAGAUCUUAUUCAAAAAUUCAUCACAAUGAGCACUUCCUUAAGAUUGCAGAAUCUUAUAAUAUCUAGAUUAGUAACUAGAAGAAUUAAUCUUUCGAUCGAUGGAAAAUUCAAAUUAUCUAGUUAUGAUAACGAUGCUAAUAAAGAUAUCAAUGAUGUCAUGAUAAUUCUUCUUAAUGGUUUAACAAGUGUUUAGUUUAAAAAUUUAGCAU
This is a messenger RNA of Scheffersomyces amazonensis, 947 nucleotides long. RefSeq lists its product as uncharacterized. The transcript has a single exon. The record is from RefSeq and is a predicted model, not a curated record. The coding region runs from base 35 to 931 and encodes 298 amino acids. Lineage: Eukaryota; Fungi; Ascomycota; Pichiomycetes; Serinales; Debaryomycetaceae.